AUGUCAGUUAAUCAUCAAUUACUAGUUCGUCUAUCAUCAAAAAGCCCUCUUUUAUCACGUCCUUUUUUUAACAAGAAUGUAUCAAGUUUAGGCAUUCGAUACUUUCAGGCUACUAGACAACAUCUUACGCAAUCAACAACCGAAACAGAGUCUGACAUUUUACUUGCACAACGCAAAUUGCGUCCAACUUCACCUCAUUUAUCCAUUUAUCAACCUCAAUUAACUUGGUACAUGUCGAGUGCACAUAGAUUAACUGGCGUUGCCCUUGGUGGCGCUCUUUAUUUAAGUUCAAUGGCAUAUCUUGCUGCCCCUGCUUUCGGCUAUCAUAUUGACUCUGAAACUCUUAUUUCACAGUUUGCCAUUGCUCCUGAUGCUGCUAAAUAUGCAGUAAAAGCUAUGUUAGCUGCCCCAUUUACUUAUCAUUUAUCAAAUGGUAUUAGACACUUGAUUUGGGAUUCUGGUAGAUGCCUUGAUAUGAAGGGUGUAUAUAGAACAGGUUAUGCUGUACUUGCCACUACCGUUAUUGGUACAUUAUACUUAGUAUCAACUUAA
This is a messenger RNA of Cokeromyces recurvatus, 552 nucleotides long. RefSeq lists its product as uncharacterized. Gene Ontology annotation, molecular function: succinate dehydrogenase activity; electron transfer activity. Gene Ontology annotation, biological process: mitochondrial electron transport, succinate to ubiquinone; tricarboxylic acid cycle. Bases 1 to 552 code for a protein of 183 amino acids. Lineage: Eukaryota; Fungi; Mucoromycota; Mucoromycetes; Mucorales; Mucoraceae. Gene Ontology annotation, cellular component: membrane. The transcript is spliced from 5 exons. The record is from RefSeq and is a predicted model, not a curated record.